AUGCCUCUGAAAGGCACCAUAGCAAUUGCAGCAUAUGGAGGCAUCAGCUUUGGCCUUUUCGGCGCCUCUGUGGCUGUUCUGGCCAUGAAUUCGGUGGAUUACCUUACGCUCAUGUAUGAACUUACGGAAAGCGUCAGGCUCUUGAUCCUCCUCAAUUUCGUGGUGAGCUGUUUCAUAUUGAGUGGGUUUAUUGGCAUCAAGAUGAUCUUCCACGACUUGCGGAUCAUCGAGAUUGAACACAUUUCGGAAGAGCUACCGUUCUACUUGAUCAACUUGCUUAUUAUCAUGUUCAGUGAUAAUAACCUUCUACUUAAUAUUGUGUGGAUGAACCUUACUAUUUUAUUUAAGAUCUUCCAUAUUAUAUUGACCGACCGGCUCGACGCUUUCCAGAUGAAGAUGGUUAACCUGAUCCCACACCAGAUCUCGACGUCAAAGCAGGUGUUUUACCAUUUUGCAACUUAUAGAGCUCUGAUCCUUUUGGAGUUGUUUACAGUGGCGGACCUCGUGUUGGCUAAGUUCUUGGCUUACGAUGUGUUCCAGGGCACGGGAUCGGUGGGGAGUCUUUUGUUUGGCAUUCACUAUGGUGUAUUGGGAAUGGAGGCAUUUGCUUACUUUGGCAAGCUCGUGCUUAAUGUCUACGAGCUUAUGUUCUAUACUAUUCCAAAUAACCAGACGGCGGAUGCCUCGGAAGGUGAAAAUGAAGUUAUCGGUGACUUAAGCGACGAGGAAGACCCUGACGAUGAGGAUGUUUCAGAGAGAGUGUGGGAGAACAAGCCAAUUUAUACCCAGGGCUUCGAAAUCUUCGUGGCCGCUUCCAAGGGCGCUCUUUACAGUACUUUCAUGUACUUGCUCUACGUUCACGGUAACGUCAGUCCUCCCAUUACGCUUCUUCAGGGUAUUGCAGUGUCGGUGCUUCAGGUGUACUCGAAAUCCAAGAAGCUCCGGAGUUUCUUGGAACAAUCGAAGAAACUCGACAAGGCGCUUCUUAAUGCCACGAAAGAGGACUUGGAACUGGGAGAUAACCUCUGUAUUAUUUGCCGUGAUAAUAUGUGGUGUGAGGACGAAUACUUUGAGAUGAAGAAGAAAGUCUUGGGUGCUAGAAGACGUCCAAAGAAGCUUCGUUGUGGUCACAUUUUGCAUAUGGGAUGUCUUAAAGAUUGGCUAGAGAGAUCAGAUAACUGUCCUCUUUGCCGUAACACGGUUUUCGCUACCGCCGCCGAAACAGCAGCAGCCGCUGCCGCAGCCGCCCAGCCAGGAGCUGGAAUCACCCCAGAGGAGGCUGCAGCGACCGGUACUCCCGCCCCUCCAGAAGGUCAAGGUUCAGAUAAUCAGGAUCUACCUCCAAUGGGAGCGACGCUGGCUAGAUCGCCCAACCCUACGGACUAUUCUGUUCCAGAGGGCGCUUUUAUACCCCAGGAUUGGGCAGCCUUUCCCAUUUCAAGCAGCGGUAACUCCAGCUCUCGGGAAAUCAGGCUCUCGCCUGACUCUGUUGGUACCAUCACAGCCAGAAAACACACAGCAAACGACAACGAGAAUGUACCGUUGUACCGUGCCAGCCCCGAUAAUUAA
Molecule: messenger RNA, 1569 nt
Organism: Candidozyma haemuli
Lineage: Eukaryota; Fungi; Ascomycota; Pichiomycetes; Serinales; Metschnikowiaceae
Product: E3 ubiquitin-protein ligase
Exons: 1
Coding region: 1-1569 (522 amino acids)
Cellular component (GO): cytoplasm
Molecular function (GO): zinc ion binding
Source: RefSeq, a predicted model, not a curated record